Echinococcus granulosus is the source of this 1662-nucleotide messenger RNA. RefSeq names its product Microspherule protein. The record is from RefSeq and is a predicted model, not a curated record. Gene Ontology annotation, molecular function: G-quadruplex RNA binding; protein binding. Gene Ontology annotation, biological process: positive regulation of transcription by RNA polymerase II. Gene Ontology annotation, cellular component: MLL1 complex; NSL complex; Ino80 complex. The transcript is spliced from 8 exons. NCBI's taxonomy places the organism in Eukaryota, Metazoa, Platyhelminthes, Cestoda, Cyclophyllidea, Taeniidae. The coding region runs from base 1 to 1662 and encodes 553 amino acids.
AUGCUGGACCAGACUUAUGAAGCUUCGGCUCUCGACGGAUUCCACGGCUGCUACUUGCUCGUUUCUCUCAAUCCACAUUGCAACGGUCGAACUUAUGUGGGCUAUACUGUAAACCCCAAGAGAAGGAUUCAGCAACAUAAUUCCGGGUCUCAAUGCGGUGGGGCAAAAUCUACGGGCGGUAAAGGUCCCUGGGGUGUGCUGGCACGUCGCGCCGAUCCUAACUUGCAAGACUUGGUUGCCACCUCUUGCCUCCGCCGUCGUAGUGCUUGGAUGGCUGUGCGGGUUGGUGAAUUGCUCUGUAUCAAGCGGGUCUCACAGUCUCGCAGCAAACAACGAACUCGUGACAUUCCUGGAAUACACAAUCGAUGGAAGCAGAUCGAUCCGCCAUGGAGACCAGAGGAUGAUUACCUACUUAUUCACUCCCUCUUCGUGACCUGUAAUUUGGCUGAGGUUUGUGCCUGCGUCCGCUUCACACGAUCAUAUACUGAAUCAGAAGUUGAACAGAGGUGGCGUCUUCUUCUUUUUAAUCCAGCGGUUUCAAAAACAUCUCGUGAGGCUAUAUUUCACAUGCCUCAAGCUGUGAAGUGUCGUCUUGAUGCCCAGAUUCCCUUUUCUGGUGAAGAGGAUGCUCUUCUUAUGACAAUUUCCUACAAUGAGGUAUUCAAGAACGCGGAGAAAUAUUUCGUCUUUGAGAAGCUUCUAAAUGAACAUCCGCGUCUAAACAAGGCCUCGGAUGUCGGUGGUGAUCCUGAGAGCUUUUCGGACACCGAAUUUAUUAUUCAGGAGACAACUGCGAGAGUAAUGCAGGCAGGCUUGCCUCAUCUCAUGGAGUCCUCAAAUAUUGCGAGACGGAAACGGUUGCUUGCAUCGGCAGUCACUUAUCAUGGGUUUCAGGCCAGUGUGAGUCAGGCAGUGGCAGACUCUCUCGUGAAAUAUCAACGCUCCUACUCGUUUUGUGCAACGUCAUCUCUGGGUAGCGCAAAUCGAAUUCUCCCCCGCAGUCCCAGUUGGGCUGGAUUCAGAAGUGAGCCCAUUGCUGUUGAGCAGUCAGAUUUCUCAAAUUCUGCUCAGGACGAAUUCGUAUCUGAGGUUCAAUUGGAGCGUUACCGAGCGAGGAGACGCUUGCACGCGAAAAAGGCGCGCGUGGAAGAAGAGGCGCGUCGUUGGACAGCUUUGGUGGAGUCCAAGGUGGCCAAUGGAAUCGUUAUCUCAGAUCAUCAGCCUAUUUAUCCUACCCUGGCAACUCUCACGGGCAGGCGUUCACGCUUCCUUAUCAAGUGCAAAAAUGUAACGUUCGGUCGAGCUGUGCAAAAAUUUGCUCCAGACAUCGACUUAUCUCGAGAAGGCGAAGCGUCGCGUAUUUCUCGACACCACGGCAAAAUCAGUCUUGCUGAUAACGGUGUGUUUUGGCUUACCAAUCUUUCCAGACAUCCUGUUCUGGUAGAUGGAAGCCCUGUGCUGAAGGAUCAAAAAUACCAGCUUGCUGACAAGUCAAUAGUGUGUAUUUCGCAUCUCUCUCUCCGCUUUGAUGUGGAACAUGAACACAUAUUGAUGCUGUCAGGACUUGAAAACACCGUUGCUGUUGGUGGCCUGCCUUUUCUCCUCCCCACGGACAAGAAUCAAAACGAUGAAGAUGAUCAAGCCAUGGAUAGGGGAGUAUGA